ACGCCACCCACACCAAAAUGAUUGGAAUUAUACAUCCGCCUCCUAACAUUAGGACCAUUGUAGAUAAAACCUCCCAGUUCGUCGCCAAGAAUGGUCCAGAAUUUGAAAAGAGGAUUAUUGCAUAUAACACAGGAAAUGCCAAGUUCAAUUUCUUGAACUCAUCGGAUCCCUAUCACGCCUAUUAUCAACCCAUGCCGGUGGCGCGGCGUCACCUGCUACCCUCUCACCGCCACGGUUACCGCCGUGAGCCUCCCCUUCGCCUCCCUCUCCGGCCCCUUUCCCGCCGUCCUCUGCCGCAUCGUCUCCCUAACCGCCCUCAACCUCACCACCAACCUCAUCAACUCCACCCUCUCCGCCGUCGUUGCUGCGGCGUGACGCAACCUCGUCAUCCUCGACCUCUCCCAGAACAACCUCGUGGGCCCCAUUUGGGACUCCCUCGCCGGAAUGGUCACGCUCCAGCACCUCGACCUCUCCGGCUAGGACCUCUCCGACGACAUUCCGGCGAGCCUCGCUGCCCUCUCCCGCCUCAAAACCCUCAAGCUUGUCAGCAACCUCCUCACCGGAACAAUACCCUCUUCCCUCGGCAACCUCACUUUGUUAAAACAUCUUCAAUUUAUAAAAAUUAUGUGAAGUAA
Molecule: messenger RNA, 635 nt
Organism: Glycine soja
Lineage: Eukaryota; Viridiplantae; Streptophyta; Magnoliopsida; Fabales; Fabaceae
Product: pre-mRNA-splicing factor sap114-like
Exons: 1
Coding region: 18-635 (205 amino acids)
Biological process (GO): mRNA cis splicing, via spliceosome; regulation of alternative mRNA splicing, via spliceosome
Cellular component (GO): U2-type prespliceosome; catalytic step 2 spliceosome; U2 snRNP
Molecular function (GO): RNA binding
Source: RefSeq, a predicted model, not a curated record